This is a messenger RNA of Trachymyrmex cornetzi, 606 nucleotides long. RefSeq names its product membrane protein hoka (gene hoka). The record is from RefSeq and is a predicted model, not a curated record. NCBI's taxonomy places the organism in Eukaryota, Metazoa, Arthropoda, Insecta, Hymenoptera, Formicidae. The coding region runs from base 228 to 518 and encodes 96 amino acids. The transcript has 3 exons.
UGACAAUUCUCAAUCAGUGUUCUAAAUUUGUACAACAUCGUCAGGUGUAGAAACGUGAAUAUUCGUGCAAAUGAAAGUGUAUCUCACUAUCUUAAACCAGAUAAGCUGUACACUCACUUAUCUCUUAUCAAAGGUGUGAUUCAGUACGCACGUCGCAUUAUACAGUUCACUACAACGAUUAGACCUGUUCUUUUAUUUCUCACCUAUUGACCUUUUUCGGGAGAAAAAUGUGCUCGAGAAAAUUUGUGUGUUAUUUAACUAUAGCUUUACUUCUAAUGGGAAUAUUCCUGGAGGGAGUCGAGGCAAGACGCAAAAUUUUGAGGGGCCGAAAAACAAUAACCAGACGUUAUUACAGAGGUACGGCUAUACCGGCCUGGGCCAUAGUACUUCUAACGGGUAUCGGUAUGCUGCUACUCGGCGGAGGACUUUACGCAUUAUUGCAGAAAUUCGUGGUGGACGCCGCGGACACCGGGGAGGGUAGUAAUUCCUACACACCUGCGUUACAGCUCACGAGUUGAGUCAAUUUUCCACAAAAUCUCUAAUAAUCCUUAUUUAUCGUUAUACUGAAUCACCAAUAUCGUAAAUUAUGUGUAUGUAGAAGUAAAA